Molecule: messenger RNA, 290 nt
Organism: Hibiscus syriacus
Lineage: Eukaryota; Viridiplantae; Streptophyta; Magnoliopsida; Malvales; Malvaceae
Product: UTP--glucose-1-phosphate uridylyltransferase-like
Exons: 6
Coding region: 1-267 (88 amino acids)
Biological process (GO): UDP-alpha-D-glucose metabolic process; glycogen metabolic process
Cellular component (GO): cytoplasm
Molecular function (GO): UTP:glucose-1-phosphate uridylyltransferase activity
Source: RefSeq, a predicted model, not a curated record
AUGGAGGUGACACCCAAAACCUUAGCUGAUGUGAAGGGAAACAGUGCUAUUUCUUAUGAAGGAAAAGUUCAGCUCCUUGAAAUUGCACAAGUUCCUGAUGCACAUGUCAAUGAAUUCAAGUCCAUUGAGAAAUUUAAAAUUUUCAAUACAAACAAUUUGUGGGUGAACCUGAAAGUAAUAAAGAGGCUCGUGGAAGCUGAUGCACUCAAGAUGGAGAUCAUCACAAACCCAAAGGAAAUCAAUGGCCCCGAAGACUUAUCUGGCUAAAGGUUGAUGAAUGUUAAAGGUUG